Molecule: messenger RNA, 1896 nt
Organism: Fulvia fulva
Lineage: Eukaryota; Fungi; Ascomycota; Dothideomycetes; Mycosphaerellales; Mycosphaerellaceae
Product: Putative transporter
Exons: 2
Coding region: 1-1896 (631 amino acids)
Biological process (GO): monoatomic ion homeostasis; transmembrane transport; borate transport
Cellular component (GO): plasma membrane
Molecular function (GO): solute:inorganic anion antiporter activity
Source: RefSeq, a predicted model, not a curated record
AUGGCGACUCGAGAAGACCACGUUGAUCGCUUCAAGAACGAUCCAUACACAUGGGACGGCCUUACAGGAUGGAAGAGCUACCGAACGCUUCGACCAUUUCGGGGCAUGUACUGGGAUGUCCGACGGCGACUGCCUUACUACUGGAGCGAUAUCGUGGAUGGCCUUAACUACCGAACAUUCGCUGGCACGAUACGGAUCUUCUUCAUCAAUCUCCUGCCAGCGCUGGCCUUUCAACUCGACAUGAUGCGGAGGACUGACGGCUACUUUGGCAUCAAUGAAGGACUUUUUGCCUCAGUACUUGCGGCGUUCGUCUUCAGCAUCUUUAGCUGUCAGCCGUUGACAGUUGUUGGCAUCACUGGUCUGAUUUCUUUGUUCAACUACACAAUCUACGACAUUUGUGUUGAUCAAGGAAUUCGGGAUCUGUAUCCGCAGAUGAUCGCUUGGGUCUCGAUAUGGGCGGCUAUCACGCAUUGGAUGUCUGCCAUCUUCAACUGGUGCGACUACAUGCGAUAUAUCACAGACUUUUCGAGCAAUGCGUUUGGCACAUAUGUGUCGAUCAUUUACAUGAUCAAGGGAGUGGAAGAACUGGUUGCAAACUUCGACGACUCAACUCCUGCGGCUGGCUAUCUCGGCGUGAUCAUCGCACUUUGCUUCUGGGCUACAGUGUACUGGAUUGAGCAGCAGGGUGGCUCGAUCCUGUUCAGGUCUUUUCCACGAAAGUUGCUGUCCGACUACGCGUAUCCUAUUGCGGCCAUCUUCUGGACUGGAUUCUCCCAUAUUCCCGGCCGAAUCAAAGAUGCGGAUCUCCUGAGAGUCCCACAUACGCGUGCCUUUUAUCCGAGUCAACCAAGACCUUGGCUUGUGGAAUUUUGGACACUUCCUGUGAAGUGGGUAUUCGUUGCUCUGCCUCUUGGUAUUUUGAUGACGAUCCUGUUCUACUACGAUCAUAAUGUCAGCUCCUUGACUGCCCAAGCCAAGCAGUUCCCGCUCAAGAAGCCAGCCGGAUUCCAUUGGGACUUCUUCUUGCUCGGGAUCACCUGCUUCGUCGCUGGCAUUAUUGGUCUGCCACUGCCCAACGGACUCGUACCACAGGCACCCGUGCAUACCGACUCACUCGUGGAGUACAAAGAUGUUCUGCAUGUCACCAAAUCGAAGAGCGAAGACCCACCGGAAUCGGAGUGGACGACUCACAACCACAAAAAGAUCGAGGCAGUGCAAGUGCGCGAACAGCGAGUCUCUCACUUCCUCAUGUUCUUGGCGCUGCUCGGAUGCAUGACCGGUCCACUGCUAAUCGUGUUACACACCAUGCCUCUCGGACUCUUCGGUGGCGUCUUCUUCGCUGUAGGAUGGGCCGGUAUCCCGGGAUUCAAUACCACUCAGAACUUGCUCUACUGCCUAAAGGAGAAGAAAUUCAUCGACCCCAACGACCCUCGCAACACGUUGAAGAAGUCCCGCAUCCUCUACUUCACCUUCUGGCAGCUACUAGGCGUCUUCAUCAGCGUGGCGAUCUCACAGACAAUCGCAGCCAUCGGCUUCCCCAUCGUGAUCGUCGCAUUGAUCCCACUGCGAUGGUGCAUCCUACCGAGAAUCUUCACAGAACACGAGCUAAUGGUCCUCGAUGCCCCAACCGCCGACUCUGAUACUGUGCUGUGCUCCAUGGGAGGUCAGCCCGAGCGACCGGAAGUCGUACUGGCGAGAAAGCGCCGAGCAGAACGGGGCGAGAGUGGAGAAGAGGGCGCGUUCAGUAGCUCUGCGAGCACGAAGGCUUCGCAGACACCGGGCAUGAGGUCAAGGGACAAGUUUGCGAAGGAUAGUGAGGAGGAGGCAGAGUCGCAGAGAGAGAAGGGGAAGGAGCAGGAAGGCUUCAAGACGACGCUUGAUACGGGACAUGCGUGA